Molecule: messenger RNA, 646 nt
Organism: Dendrobium catenatum
Lineage: Eukaryota; Viridiplantae; Streptophyta; Magnoliopsida; Asparagales; Orchidaceae
Product: oleoyl-acyl carrier protein thioesterase, chloroplastic-like
Biological process (GO): fatty acid biosynthetic process
Molecular function (GO): fatty acyl-[ACP] hydrolase activity; acyl carrier activity
Source: RefSeq, a predicted model, not a curated record
AUUAGCAUUCCCGGAGGAGAACGAUAGCUUGAAGAAAAUUACCAAACUUAAAGAUCCAGCAGAUUAUUCACGGCUAGGACUGGUGCCCAGAAGAGCUGAUUUAGACAUGAAUCAACAUGUAAACAAUGUUACCUAUAUCGGCUGGGUCCUUGAGAGCAUGCCGCAAGAAAUCAUCGACACCCACGAACUCGAAACCAUUACCUUGGAUUAUCGACGAGAAUGCCAGCACGAUGACAUGGUUGAUUCACUUACCAGCUCAGAACCAGAAGAAAUCUUACUUGCAGAGAGAACCAAUGGAUAUCCCUCCAAGCAGCAUGGACAUGGAAGUGAUCAUCUUCAGUUCCUGCACUUCUUGAGACUUUCAGGAACCGGCCUGGAAAUAAACAGAGGGAGAACCAUUUGGAGGAAACUGAUCCGGUAACUGCAGAAUCUUUUCAAGUUUUAUUACACUUUUCUCAUUCUAUUUGUAGCUUAUCUUGGCUUCAUCCUCUUUAAAAUUUCUUCCAAGAACACUGGAAUUUUUUUUUUUUUGAUGUUUUGGAAUUCUGCUUGCUUGCUUCUAUUUCCAUGAAUAUUUGAUUUGUUGACCAAUUAUGUUAUAUAAAUUUGGAAGUUGAAAAAUAAAUAAUGUUUCAUUGGAUCAUAU